AUGGUGGUGCCACCUGUGUCCAAAUCUCAUAGCCUCUCAGUCUUCAUUCUCACCAUCUUAGGGAAUCUGGCCAUAAUCAUUUCCAUCUCGUAUUUCAAGCAGUUUCAUUCUCCAGUCAGUUUCCUCAUCUUAUCCAUGGCCGGCACAGAUUUCCUGCUGGGCUUUGCCAUUAUGCCUUACAGCAUGGUGAGGUCUGUAGAGAAAUGCUGGUUUUUUGGGAUUAUAUUCUGCAAUGUUCAUUACAGUUUUGACUUGAUGCUCUGUUUAGCUUCCGUUUUCCAUCUUUGUUCCAUUGCCGUGGAUCAGUUUUAUGCAAUCUGCCACCCUCUGCAUUACACCAGCACCAUGACUGUCACAGCCAUAAAACAAAUUGUAGCAGUCUGCUGGUCAGUGCCUGCUGCUUUUGCUUUUGGUGUGGUUUUCUCAGAAGUUUAUGCUUCUGGAAUUGAGGGCUAUGAAAAGCUAGUUAAAUGCUCGUGCCCUAUUGUGUUCAACAAACUGUGGGGGGCUUUUUUAUUUACAGUUGGUUUCUUUGCUCCUGCUUGCAUUAUGAUAGGAAUUUAUGUUAAAAUUUUUACAGUCUCCCAAAGGCAAACAUGGGAGAUGAUAAACAACAUGAGUAGGAGUAUUGGUUCUCAGCAACACAUAGAGGCAUCCAAGAGCGAAAGGAAAGCAGCAAAGACUCUUUGGGUAGAUGUAAGAGUCCAUCCUUUGUGUUGGUUGCCCUUUUCUAUUGACACCAUCGCAGACAGACUUCUGGAUUUCAUUACCCCUUCAGCUCUGUUGGUCCUAAUUCGGUUUGCUUACUUCAGUUUGAUCUGCAAUCCCGUAUUGUGCAUUUAUGUAUUUUCCUACCAUUGGUUCAGGAAAGCUGUGAAACUUGUUUUAACUUGUUGGAUUUUUCUUAAAAUCUUUGUUCAGCAGCAAGCUGCAUGGGCUGCCCCUCUCCCCCCGGACGCCCCCGGGCCCGCCAGCAACGGGGUCCCCCCGGAGGCCCGAACGGCGCCGCGCCCGCCCCUGCCCCGGCCCGCCCUGCUCUGGCACCGGCCGGACAGGGCCAUACCUCCCUUCGCCGCCGCCGUCACGGCGGGGCGGGGCGGGCCGGGUCCUACCCGCCCCUCCACGCCCUGCAGCCGCCACCGCCCCCGCCGCGCCCCUGCGAGCGGGUUCGCCGGGGCCGGGUAA
Messenger RNA from Neopelma chrysocephalum (saffron-crested tyrant-manakin), 1185 nucleotides. Its product is annotated as trace amine-associated receptor 2-like. Gene Ontology annotation, molecular function: trace-amine receptor activity. NCBI's taxonomy places the organism in Eukaryota, Metazoa, Chordata, Aves, Passeriformes, Pipridae. The record is from RefSeq and is a predicted model, not a curated record. Gene Ontology annotation, biological process: G protein-coupled receptor signaling pathway. Gene Ontology annotation, cellular component: membrane.